Cavia porcellus (domestic guinea pig) is the source of this 2215-nucleotide messenger RNA. RefSeq names its product uroplakin 1B (gene Upk1b). The record is from RefSeq and is a predicted model, not a curated record. The transcript is spliced from 8 exons. The coding region runs from base 261 to 1043 and encodes 260 amino acids. Gene Ontology annotation, cellular component: membrane. Lineage: Eukaryota; Metazoa; Chordata; Mammalia; Rodentia; Caviidae.
UCUGCUCACAGGGCUUCCUGCACCUAACUGCUCAGCAAGGCAGGUUCAGGCAGCACUGGCUCAGCCCAUGUGAGAUGCUUCCUCCCAAUCACAGACCACUGGCCCCUGGACGCGAGGCUCAGGGAGUAGCUGCAGGGUAGAAAAGCACCUUGGGCUGUUGAGGGUUGCAGAGAGGACUGGUGCUGCACCAGAAGGAAGAGGAGGAAGCUGAGACCGCUCUUCUCCUGAAUUGUGCCUUCAGGCUCUGAGAAAUCCUGAAGAUGGCCAAAGAUGAUUCCACUGUUCGCUGCUUCCAAGGCCUGCUGAUUUUUGGACAUGUGAUUGUUGGUAUGUGUGGCAUUGCCCUGACUGCUGAGUGCAUCUUCUUUGUGUCCGACCAGCAUAGUCUCUAUCCCCUGCUUGAAGCCACCAACAAUGAUGACAUCUUUGGGGCUGCCUGGAUUGGCAUGUUUGUGGGCAUCUGCCUCUUCUGCCUAUCUGUCCUAGCCAUCGUUGGGAUCAUGAAAUCCAGCAGGAAACUUCUCCUGGCGUAUUUCAUUCUGAUGUUUAUAGUAUACGGCUUUGAAGUGGCAUCUUGUAUCACAGCAGCAACACACAGAGACUUUUUCACACCCAACCUCUUCCUGAAGCAGAUGCUGGUGAGAUAUCAAAACAACAGCCCUCCAACCAAUGACGAUCAAUGGAAAAACAAUGGUGUCACCAGAACCUGGAACAGGCUCAUGCUGCAGGACCAUUGCUGUGGUGUAAACGGACCAUCUGACUGGCAGAAAUACACAUCUGCCUUCCGGGCAGAGAAUAACGACGCAGACUACCCCUGGCCUCGGCAGUGCUGUGUGAUGAACAACCUUAAAGAACCGAUGAACCUGGAGGCUUGCAAGCUGGGUGUGCCUGGUUAUUACCACAAUCAGGGCUGCUAUGAACUGAUCUCUGGACCAAUGAAUCGCCAUGCUUGGGGUGUUGCCUGGUUUGGAUUUGCCAUUCUCUGCUGGACUUUUUGGGUUCUCUUGGGUACCAUGUUCUACUGGAGCAGAAUUGAAUAUUGAGGAUGAAGUGUGACCACCAUACUGCCUUGCCCUGUGGAGUCUGGAUUUGGUGCUGGAACUUUCUCCUAACAGUCCACACUUGUGCCUCGCAGUAACUUGCACAUCUUCCUCACAUCACCGAGACAGAGCACCUGGGGCUGCUUGAGGCUUCCUGGCUCUUAUGGUUCUCAGGAGUGUAUUUUUCAUGCUAGUGUAACAGUCUGUUCAUAUUUGUGGACUACAAGACAGAAAGAAUUUGGAAAGUAGUGACUACUGUCAUCCUGGGUUUAUUUGGGGGGGUGGGCAUCAAGAUACUCAAAGGAACUUGUAUUGUCAUAGUAAGCCAAGUCUGUACUGUAUCUCAUGAGCAAAUCUGCCCAUAUACCUCACUGAUUUCUAAAAAAAAAAAUUCCAACACUUCCAUUUAUCUCAGUACUUGCCAGAUGAGGGAGGGAAGAAUGCACAAAUGUAGCUUUAGCCUUUUAUUCUAUGGUUUCUGUCUAAUGAGAUUCCAGCAAUUCUCUUGAUACUGCAUUUAGAUCCUUUUAUUCUCCAGAGGAAGCCCUCGUCUUUCAUUAAAAAUAGUUCAACCCUCCUCUUGUUGCUUGCAGAACCAUUUAUGUUUCAUAGUCUCAACUCACCAUUCAUUAAAAGUAUAUGGAGCUGGGCACGAUGGCUGGUGCGUAUAACAUCAGCAUUCUGGGAGACUGAAGCAGAAGGAUCGCAAGCCUAACCCCUGCAAUUCAGAACUUAGGGAGACCCUUUCCUAAAAUAAAAUAAAAAGAUCAGGGGCUAUAAUUUUAUGUGAAGGCCCUUGGUUCAUCCCCAGGGACACACACACACACACACACACACACACACACACAAAAGACAAGAAAAAGUGUGUACUUGGGGACACAAAAGAAGACUAUUAUAUAUUUAUUUGGUCGUUGCCCAGAAUUGUCUUGACUUGGAACAUCUUUCAGAUGCUGGCGGCCAUCGGCCGGUCCCAGAUGCUGGCGGCCUUGGAACAUCUUUCAAAUAACCAAAGUGUAUACCAGCUUUUAAAAUGGGUGGUUUAUGAGAACUUUUGUUUGCUGUCAAAAUAUUUCUCUUCUAUACUAUGUUUCCAUUUUUGGUCCCAGAGCAAGUUCUUAUAACUCAACAUUUGCUUGCUGACUCUUAUAAAUAAAGACGGCUUUAAAAUAUGUUCA